UAGUCUAUUACCGGCGAGACGGCGAUCGACUCACCUACCCCUGCCCCUGCCCGAUCCAUCACAUGCUGGCUGCCCGCGCCAUGGAGGGCUAGCUUUUGCCCGGUCUCGCGACCGACGACGCGCCCGCCCGCUAUAUAACCAGCGUGGUUGUUGUGCGUCUCCGUGAGAGAGCGGGGAGCUAGAGAAGAGGAGUCCGGCGCCACAGUCUACCAGGCGCGACCUGCAGAGAGCGACGAUGAGGAAGCACAGCAUCCAAGUGCCGUCGCCGCGGCCGUACGUCGUCCUCGACGCCGGCGAGGAGCCGGAGCGAGGCUUCGCCGUGCGCGCGCCGCUCCUGCGCCAGCUCACCUACCGUUCGUCUCCGUCGUUCAAACGAUCCAAGAGCGGCCUCGCCUCCCCCUCCUUCUCGGCGUCGCCCUCCUUCUCGGCGUCCCCUUCCUUCUCCUACUUGGCCUCCCCCAGGCCCAGGGUCCUGCCUUCCCCGAGGAUCAAUGAACACGAGACCCUGCUCGCCAUUCCCUCGCCCACGAUCCAAGAGGAGGCCCCGCUACCGCCGCUUCUCGACGACCACAACAGACCCAGCAGCAAGGCGCCAUUCGUAGUGCUAGGGUUCGAGUGCCUGGAGAGCACGGCGUUCAACGGCAUCUCGACGAACCUGGUGGUGUACCUGGAGACGGUGCUGCACGGCAGCAACCUGGCCAGCGCCUCCAGCGUCACCACCUGGAUCGGCACCAGCUACCUGACGCCCAUCUUCGGCGCCGUCGUCGCCGACACCUACUGGGGCAACUACAACACCAUCCUCGUCUCCCUCGCCUUCUACCUGCUCGGCAUGAUCCUCGUCACCUCCUCGGCCUUCCUCCCGGUCGCCGCGGCCGGCGGCGCCGUCGCCGGCGCGACCGGCUUCUUCAGCGCCAAGACGCUGGCGUUCGUGGGGCUCUACCUGGUGGCCAUCGGGAGCGGCGGGGUGCGGUCCUCGCUGCUCCCCUUCGGCGCGGAGCAGUUCGACGAUGCCGUCGUGGCAGACCGGGAGGGCAAGGCGGCCUUCUUCAGCCUCUUCUACCUCUGCGUCGACUUCGGGCCCAUCGUCUCCGGCCUCCUCAUCGUCUACAUCCAGCAGAACGUCAGCUGGGCGCUCGGCUUCGGGAUCGCCACCGCCUGCAUCGCCGCCGCCUACGCCGCAUUCCUGCUCGCCACGCCCAUGUACAAGCGCACCAUGCCCACCGGCUCGCCGCUCAAGAGCCUCUGCCAGGUCGUCGUCGCCGCCUGCAGGAAGGUCAGCCUCUGCCCGCCCUCUGACGCCGGCCUCCUCCACGAGGCCAGCGACAAGGACGACGAGCCCAGGAUCGCGCACACCGCCGAGUUCAGCUUCUUCGACAAGGCGGCCGUCUACUCGGAGCUGGACCUGGCCGACAGGAUCGACGGCGAGCCGGGCUCGUCCUGGAAGCUCUGCACCGUCACGCAGGUCGAGGAGCUCAAGAUCCUGCUCCGGCUCCUGCCCGUCUGGACGACCAGCAUCAUCGUCUCCGUGGCCUACUCCCAGAUGAACACCACCUUCAUCCAGCAGGGCAGCGCCAUGGACAUCAACGUGCUGUCCCUCUCCAUACCGGCGGCGUCGCUGCUCUCCUUUGAGGUGCUCUGCGUGCUCACCUGGGUGCUCCUCUACGGCUGGGUCAUCGUGCCCGCGCUGAGCAGGUUCUCCAUCUCCUCGGGCGGGGAGCCGUCGCAGCUGCAGCGGAUGGGCGCGGGCCGCGUCCUCAUGGCGAUCUCCAUGGCCAUCGCGGCGGUCGUGGAGACGUCCCGCCUCGCCAGCGCGGCGCGCGGCGAGCAGAUGAGCAUCGCGUGGCAGCUGCCGCAGUACUUCUUCCUCGCCGGCGGGGAGGUCUUCUGCUACAUCGCGCAGCUGGAGUUCUUCUACAACGAGGCGCCGGACACCAUGAAGAGCAUGUGCACCUCGCUGGCGCUGCUCACCAUCGCGCUCGGCAGCUACCUCAGCUCCUUCAUAUACGCCGUCAUUGAGCUCCUCACGGCGACGGCGGACAGCCCAGGGUGGAUCGCCGACGACCUCAACCAGGGCCACCUCGACUACUUCUUCUGGAUCAUGGCCGCCAUCUCCAUGAUCAACUUCUUCGUGUACAGCGCCUUUGCCAGGAACUACAAGCUCAAGACGGUCCUCUCGUGAUCUCUCUGUUUGUUUGCUCUGCUUUUUGGUCCUUGAUAUACUUGAGUAUUUUAUUACACACACCGCACAAUGGCGAGUAUCCAAGCAUCAUGUACAUAUACAGGAAACAUAUAUAAGCUCAAGGGCAUUUUCAGGA
Molecule: messenger RNA, 2315 nt
Organism: Aegilops tauschii subsp. strangulata
Lineage: Eukaryota; Viridiplantae; Streptophyta; Magnoliopsida; Poales; Poaceae
Product: protein NRT1/ PTR FAMILY 8.3
Biological process (GO): transmembrane transport
Cellular component (GO): membrane
Molecular function (GO): transmembrane transporter activity
Source: RefSeq, a predicted model, not a curated record